UUCUUUUCAUCUCUUCGUCAGGUCUCAGUCAGUCUCAGUUUUUGAGCAGCAAUGAGCACAACGACAACGACUGCCGCGAUCCGUGGCAAGUCAACCGCCGCCACUCCCACUGCUGCCUCUGCCUCGACUGCGGCUGGCACGACCACAGCGACGACGAGUGCUACGGCGACGGCAACGACUGAGCAGCAGCAGCAGCAGCAGCAGCAGCAGCAGCAGCAGAGCAAGGCGGCCGAGCAAGAACUGCCACCAACGUCAACCCAGACCGACCGCCUCACACAACUCCAAGAUCGAAUCAGCCAGAUGGCUGAAAUGCUGUUUACAAGUGUCGGUGUAUUGAAGGACUUUCGGCCGACGGACGCUGCGUCACAAACUGCAACAAUCCUGCCGGCCGGUGCACCUGCGCCAAGCGGAAUGUCGCUACAGCAAUACGAAGAAUUUGCACAAACGCACGCAUCCAUGAUUGCUCGAACUGCCAAGGAGAUUGAUGUACUCAUUGACAGCUUGCCCGAAAUGCAUGUCGAUGCCGAAGACGAGUUGCAAAUGUUUGCGAACUUGCACAAGCAGAACGCCGAUGCCGGUAUUGCGUUUGGUGAGACGGUGAAUCUUGCAGAGGCUCACCUCACUGCCGUCAAGCAAGCACUUCACUUUGUGGCGAGUCAGCAAGUGCAUCCCUAGUAGAUUCUUCUUCUCCCCCCCCCUCCGCCAACUCGUUAUGAUCUCGUUAAUCUCCCUCUUCACUUGGCAUAUGAUGAUGAGACUGUUAGCUAUGUAGAGCGCAUCCUCCCGCCAAGUGAUUCUCUUCCUUUUGAAUGAAUUCUAAUCAUCAGAAUGAUCCAACUGUUUGCUCGAGUGCCAAAGUUCUAUUACUUUACCUUAUAUACAAUAGUUUGCAAC
Molecule: messenger RNA, 894 nt
Organism: Capsaspora owczarzaki ATCC 30864
Lineage: Eukaryota; Filasterea; Ministeriida; Capsasporidae
Exons: 5
Coding region: 52-675 (207 amino acids)
Biological process (GO): regulation of transcription by RNA polymerase II
Cellular component (GO): mediator complex
Molecular function (GO): transcription coregulator activity
Source: RefSeq, a predicted model, not a curated record